UGUCUUACGGCACUCGGCAAUCUCACUAAUGCAAAGAUUGUUUCAUCAAGGCAAGCAGACACGGAGCAGCAACAUAUAAAGAAAAGGAUCCGAUACUCUAUCCAAUUCUCAUCACAGCUACACCAUCCAUCGUUCCCUAUCAUCAUGGCUGCAGCUGCUGUUGCCUCUCCUGCUGUCAAUGCCAUUGGGCCCAUCAACUCCCAUGGUUUAGAAUCCGGCAAGCCUCUCAAGCACAACGUCCACACCAAAUUCAACUAUUACAAGGACCCUGGCGAUGGUUCUGCCCCUGCCCCAUAUGUUAUUGGUCGUCCAGAGACCUUGAUUGAGCGCCCUCGUGUUGAGAUCGACGCAGUCGUCACCGAUAUUACGGGCGACGAGAGCAAGUACACGCUUGAUAGUCACGGAUUUCAGCUUUACCGGCACGAAAGCAAAGAGAAGGAUUUUUCCGACGAUGACAAGAUCAAGGCCGAAUAUUACCCGGAAGUCGAGCAGCUGCUGAAGGAUGCGACGGGAGCACAUCGCGUCUACAUCUUUGACCACACAAUUCGCCGCGGUAGCCAGGAUAACCGUGCACCUGACGCUGGAUUCCGUGGUCCCGUACGCAGCGUCCACGUUGACCAAUCGUACGAGGCAUCUCGCCAAAGGGUGCGCUAUCACUUGCCGGACGAGGCGGAUGAGCUCCUUGGUAAACGGUUUCAAAUCAUCAAUGUCUGGCGUCCAAUCAAGACCAUCUUCCGCGACCCUCUGGGCGUGGCUGAUGCUCAUUCGGUUCCGGACUCAGAUCUGAUUGGUGCUGCUCUUAUCUACCCUGAUCGAGCCGGUGAGACAUAUGUGGUGAAGCCCAACUCAUCCCACAAGUGGUACUUCAAAUACGCGCAGACCACUGAGGAGGUUACUUUGAUCAAGUGCUUCGAUACCGAGGAGGGGGUCGCAAGAAGGGUGCCGCACUCUUCGUUCAUUGACCCAGAUGAGGAAGAUAAGGCACCAAGGGAGAGCAUCGAGGUUCGGACUUUGGUCUUUUAUGAUUAGGAAUGUUAUUUCGAUGAUGAUAACGGAUGAAGAUGGAUCAAAUUG
Molecule: messenger RNA, 1074 nt
Organism: Podospora pseudocomata
Lineage: Eukaryota; Fungi; Ascomycota; Sordariomycetes; Sordariales; Podosporaceae
Exons: 3
Coding region: 145-1029 (294 amino acids)
Molecular function (GO): oxidoreductase activity
Source: RefSeq, a predicted model, not a curated record